This is a messenger RNA of Solea solea (common sole), 3037 nucleotides long. RefSeq names its product nuclear receptor subfamily 2, group F, member 2 (gene nr2f2). The record is from RefSeq and is a predicted model, not a curated record. The transcript has 3 exons. Gene Ontology annotation, biological process: cell differentiation; negative regulation of transcription by RNA polymerase II; anatomical structure development. Lineage: Eukaryota; Metazoa; Chordata; Actinopteri; Pleuronectiformes; Soleidae. Bases 938 to 2209 code for a protein of 423 amino acids. Gene Ontology annotation, molecular function: zinc ion binding; retinoic acid binding; RNA polymerase II cis-regulatory region sequence-specific DNA binding.
CCCUGAGCUCUGACCAGUCAAACACAUUCUCCUUCCUUAUAUGGCAGCCCAUCUCCAUGGUAACGUGUGCUAAGUUGCAGCAGUCGUGUCAAAGUUCACUAUAUAGAGAGCUCAGUGAGCUGAUCAGAGAGAAAGCAUUCAGCCAGCCCGGCUCCUACCAAUCGCAAAUCACUUCCUAACCUCCGCCUUUUUAACAUAUUUGAUUACUUUGAAUCUCUGCUCCUCUCUGCCUAUUAUUUUUCACUCAAUACGGAGGAGGUUUGGUAGGUUGUGAUCUUUGUUUUAUUUUUUAAAAUUCUGCUUUUGUGCUUUCGCUUUUUGGAGGAGAGAUAGUUGUGUGUCUUCAUAUUCCGAGCUCUGAGAGCAUUGGCGUCAGCUGCGCGCGUUACUGGCACCAAAAAAGAAAAAAGGGAGAAGACGCGAUUUUUUUUUUCCUCCUCCAACCCGGUUGGUGAUUUUCUUCAAGACUUGUGCUGGAACUUGAUAGUAGCUGCUACACUGUGCUCUCAGCAGUUGUUUUAUGCUGCUGCUGUUGCUGCUGCUGCUGCUGCAGGCGCGGUCUCACACCAACCUGCUCCAUUAUAAUUAUUAUCCACUGACAGUCCAUGCUACCUCUGUUGAUUAUUCCAAUAUUGAAGCCACCUUUUCCCAUUGAUGGCUGUACUGGAUGGCUGACUGUAAGCGCCACUGGACUUGGCCUUUAAGCGCAAGGCAGCGACUCAGCUCGCCAUCGCAUCAGUUUUGAAACCCGGUGCUUCGCAGCGUCUCCCACAGCAAUAACUCACCAGUUUUCUGGAGUGGAUUCAGCGUGUAGCCUCUAGAUUUGACAUUUUCUCUGACUGGCUGAUCACAGUUUACCGCGUUUUCUUCCUUCAGACGUUGUUCACCGCGACACCAAAACGGCAGACAAAAAGUUUCUUUACGUUGACUGAUAGAUAUGGCAAUGGUAGUGUGGAGAGGCUCCCAGGACGAUGUGGCUGACACCCAAGGCGCCCUUUCCUCGCAGACCCAAGGAGGACUAUCUCUCCCCACGCCUCAAGCAGGCCAGUUGAACCUGACAUCCUCCCAGGUGGCCCCUCCGACCCCUCACACACCGGUCCAAGGAGCCCCGAACAACACGCAGUCCACGCCGACGAACCAGGGCACGCAGCAGUCGGAGAAGCAGCCGGCGCAGAUCGAGUGCGUGGUGUGCGGGGACAAAUCCAGUGGCAAACACUACGGCCAGUUCACAUGCGAGGGCUGCAAAAGCUUCUUCAAGCGGAGCGUAAGACGGAACCUCACUUACACAUGCCGUGCCAACAGGAAUUGUCCAAUCGACCAACACCACCGCAAUCAGUGUCAGUACUGCCGCCUCAAGAAAUGCCUUAAAGUCGGCAUGAGACGGGAAGUUUCUCUUUUUACUGCAGCCGUGCAAAGGGGACGGGUGCCACCCACGCAGCCACACCACGGUCAGUUCGCCUUGACAAAUGGAGACCCACUCCACUGCCAUUCCUACUUAUCCGGAUAUAUCUCUCUUCUGUUGAGAGCGGAGCCCUACCCGACGUCCCGCUAUGGCAGUCAGUGCAUGCAGCCCAACAACAUCAUGGGUAUCGAGAACAUUUGUGAACUCGCAGCCAGGAUGCUCUUCAGUGCAGUGGAGUGGGCCAGGAAUAUUCCCUUCUUCCCAGACCUCCAGAUCACAGACCAGGUGGCUCUGCUGAGGUUGACGUGGAGUGAGUUAUUUGUGCUGAACGCCGCGCAGUGCUCCAUGCCCCUGCAUGUGGCUCCUCUCCUGGCGGCGGCUGGCCUUCACGCCUCCCCCAUGUCCGCGGACAGAGUUGUGGCCUUUAUGGACCACAUUAGGAUCUUCCAAGAACAAGUGGAAAAGCUCAAAGCUUUGCACGUUGACUCUGCUGAAUAUAGCUGCUUAAAGGCAAUUGUGCUUUUCACCACAGAUGCUUGUGGCCUCUCAGAUGUGGCCCAUGUGGAAAGUUUGCAGGAGAAGUCCCAGUGCGCCCUGGAGGAAUAUGUCCGGAGCCAGUAUCCAAACCAGCCAACACGGUUUGGGAAGUUACUACUCCGCUUGCCUUCCCUUCGCACAGUCUCUUCCUCGGUCAUAGAACAGUUAUUUUUCGUCCGAUUGGUAGGUAAAACCCCAAUUGAAACUCUCAUCAGGGAUAUGUUGCUUUCGGGGAGCAGUUUUAACUGGCCUUACAUGCCAAUUCAGUAAACCAAGAAGGACACGAACAAACAAAAGGUGGGGCUGAAGGGGGGGCGGUGUGUGGGGGGGGGGGAGCUGUGGGACUACAAUGAUUUUAGCUGCUUUUGUGGAAGGAAUAAAAAAGAAAAAAAAAGGCUGUUACACGGGGCUGGCUUUCAUGAAGAAAGACAUUGACGUAAAUGACGGUGAAUCCACCCUAACCACCCGCCCCCCCCGCCCCCCCGUCACCACCCACCCACUCAAAAAAUGAGACAUACAUCUAUACUGAACUUUCAAAAUGGCAGAUACAAGCUCCCUGUGUUCAUGAAGAACAACCUGUGUCGAUUCAUUUUCUUUAAAGGAAGAAGAAAAUAAGGGGAUGGGGGGAAGAGGGUGUUUGGUUUUUGAUCCUUAUGAGGAAAAUUUUAAGUAUUAAGUGCAUUUAAAAUGAUAAUUUGCGUAAAGGGAGAAAAAAAACUGGAGAAAGGGAAAACACAAAAAGCGUGAAUUUCCUUCUCUCAAAAUGACUUGUCCUGUGUCCAUGUAUAGCUGUGUUUUUGUUUUUUUUAUUACUUUUGUUUUUAUUCCUCCUUUCUGGUUCCAAACCGGCCUUUGUGAUUUCUGUAGUACAGUUGGUGUUAUUUUCUAAGACAACUAUUAUUUUUAUUAUUUUUAAAUGGUGAAAUAACAGUGGAAAUAUAAAUGGAAGACACGAAAAAAGUUCUACAAAGAAUUAAAACCACAGCAAUAGGAGUGUAGGCUUAUAAUCUAUAGGCUCAAUGCUGCAAGCGCACUUAUAUUCUUUUAGGAUGACCAAUACCAUCAAUCUGGGGGGAAUGGGUUUUUGUGAAGGGGGGG